CCCGCCUGGGCCGCCUUUCUCCGCCUUGCGAGCCCCUCGUUUCCUGCUGCUGGCGGAGGCCGAGGGAGAAGGUGGCGGUGGAGGCGGUGACGGAAAGAAAAGUGCCCCGGAGCCGGAGAAGCGGUCGCCUCCAGCCCCGCUCGUCCCCGAAGGAAACCAGCGUCGCCGCCGCCGCCCCUUCUUCCUCCUGCGCCCCGCUGCCUCCCAGCUCUCCGGCUUCCUUUUUUUUUCUUCCGUUCGCCCCCACCCAAGUUUCCCCUCUGCAGCUCCUGGACUCCCUGCCUCCCACCCACUCGCCCACCCAGGACAAUAGAGCGGGAGAUGUCCUCCUCCGGUGGCCACCAGCAAAGCCAGAGCCGCGCCAUCCCCACCAGGACGGUGCCCAUCAGCGACUCCUCGCAGCUACCUCAUGACUAUUGCACCACGCCCGGGGGGACCCUCUUCUCCACCACGCCCGGAGGUACCAGAAUCAUUUACGACCGCAAGUUUCUGUUAGAUCGGCGCAAUUCUCCCAUGGCUCAAACCCCUCCUUGCCACCUUCCCAAUAUCCCAGGAGUUACCAGUCCUGGUUCUGUGACAGAAGAUUCCAAAGUGGAAGUAAAUAAUCUGAACAAUCAUGAUGGGAAGCCUAUAAUUGGUGAUGAUGCUCAGUUUGAGAUGGACAUCUGAUUUUCCCUGAGGGUAACCAUGGAGAAACAGCAAUUCCUGAUCACCUGCGUACAUCUGAUUUUGACCAUCAGGAUCAAUAACUCGAAGGAUGAAAGAAGAAGAAGUAGAAGCUGCUGUUUCCACAGAAUUUUCACUUCAACUUUUGAAGUGCCAAAGGAUAAGAGGACUCUCCUUGAUUUCCAUUAACCAUACCAUGCUUCCUACCCAUCCCCUACUCCUCUGCUUGCCUUACUCACUCCCUAUAACUGACUUGGAGCCCAUGAUAAAUUUAUAUGGCUAAGGAGUGUCCCUUGGCUUCUCGCACUUUAGAGACAACUUUUCAAAACAUGCACAUGCGAGAAUUUAACUUCUAUCAACAAUUGGAUAUUUAUUGCAAAACACACAAGGGGCAUGGAAAGGGUGGAUAUAUGUUUGAAGUGACAUGACACUGCCAUUGUUCUCCUUUCCCUUAACUGCUGUUAAAUUGAUGUCAAUUUAUUAACUUGAUUUCUAUGUUAUAUCUCCUUUGACGUGCAGAAUGCACUCUCUUUCUAAAUCCUGUUACUCAACUUUUCUUUUUUAGUUAGUAUACCCUUUCAUGUGGGAAGCUGCUAUGAGAUUUUCCUAAAAGAGUAUUGGAGUUUUUUCUGCUUCCCCUGAAAUUUUUUUUUUUUAAAAAAAGAUAAAUAAUUUAGAACCAUCACUUCAUUAUGCAUUCAUUUCACUUUGUAUUUCGUCCCAAUAUCAUUUCCCCCCCCACCCGAAAAAAAAAAGUUUCUCUCCGAUUUCCUCAUUUAAACCCACCAGUGUUAAAAGCGAACCAGAUCUUUUCCUAAUUGGGGAGUAUUUUGCUUGAUUGAUUUCUGAACCAGUGUUUCUCAAACUUGGCAAUUUUAAGCUGUGAGGAGUUCAACUCCCAGAAUUCUGGGAGCUGGUCAACACAGCUUAUAAAGUUGCUAAGGUUGAGAGACACUGUUCUGUACUAUUUGUCUACAUUCUUUAAUUUUUGCUGUUCAGUAACAUCUGGUGGGUUCUUUGCAAGUGCAUUUUUGUUCCAAAAGAAUUAAAUAAAGCAACCUGGUUACGCUUAACUAAGAGAAACACAACAAAAAAUGAAAAUUGUGAAAAAGUCUUGUAUGGACCAGGGAACCUUAAAGAAUCAAUUAUUAAGAUGUUAAGUGCUGAUUUCAUGAUGUGUGACUUCAAAUGAAUUUGAAAUGGUGACUGAUCAGAAAGAUUUCACUGCAUUUUUCGAACAAGAUCUAUUUGUUUCUUGGUUACUAUCCUCUGCACAUUUCUUGAAUUCAUACAUUAUUAAAUCAGACACCUUGGAGCCUAUUGCAGAUUCACUGUCACUAUGGAGGAAGAGUUGCUGGUGAUCUCACUUCAUUCUCUUUAUUUGGAUAUAUUCGCCAUUUCCCACAUACUGGUGACCCAACUCCUAACUUGAUUAGUUCUGGCAUAAGUGAACUUGUGCUGUUUGCCUGGAAUUGUUGCAGAGAGCAAAUAGGAUCUCUCUUUGUAGGUAUUCAUUGGCAAUUGAGGUCUCUUUGUGAAGAAACCAGUUACUGCGAAAGGGAAAAUUGGUGGAUCAUUUUAACACAGCCCGUGGAUGAAUCCAUGCAAUGGCUGCAGGGCCCCUUGAUACUUGGCACCAUGAGAAUGCUGCCAUGUUAGAUUGUUUUAUUGUCUAGCCCAGGGAUCUCCAAACUUGGCAACUUUAAGACUUCAUGUCCCAGAAUUCCUCAGACAAUAAUGAAUUCUGAGAGUUGAAGUCCACAAAUCUUUAAAAGUUGGCAAGUUUGGAGACCCCUGGCCUAGGCUAAUGGAAUAAUAAAAACCUCUUUGCUUGAUUUAAAAGUAUGUCACCAUAGAUGGAAAGCAGAGUUUUUCCCAAAAGUUAAUUAUUUUACGACCCAGACUGAACAAAAACUACAGUGAUAACAACGAAAGAUAUAUUUCCUUCUUUUAGAAGAGGGAAUGCUGCUUAAGACAAUGCUUGCUGUGACCUCACACACAUGAACUAGAAUUUUUUUUAAAAAAAAUAGCACACUCACACUGAAAUUUCUGGAUGCUUGUCCCUGUCUUCAGUCAGGCUUUCCUCUGUAAUUUUAUUUUGAAAAUGAAGCCUCUGAGGCAAGGAUAAGCUACCAUGACCCAUCCAGAUGUCAUUAGACUGCAACUCCCAUUAUCUCUGUCUAUUGGUCUUGCUAUCUCAGGCUGAUGGGGGUUAGAAAUUCUGCUGUUCUAAGAUUCUUGCUUCUCUAAAAUAUUUGAUGAGUGUUGCCUCUGAUUCCUUUAGGAAGUCUUCCAAGAGUGAUUCAUGUGCUACCUCAAAAAUAGAAUGACUGAAUUGUGCUAGUUUCCCUAGUGGGGAGAUCACACUGAUGUGGCAAUUUUGCACAUGGAUUUUAUUAUUCAGGCAUAAUUGGGAGUGGAAGUGAUACAGCCUCAGGGAAUGUGGCAACUAUACUUGUUUUUAAUGUAGGCUUCACUUCUAGAAGAAUAUCUGAGAAUAUGCUCGUCCUAUUGGAUUUUGGCCUAUAAAAUGACAUAAUGGAUUUCAGGUCAGUUCUUGAACUCACCUGUAUUUUCAAAUCUGGGAAUUGACUUUGGCUCUUAAUUCUCUUUAUAAAUUGGCAACUUAUCAUAAUUGACUGGAUUUUAAAAGGAGGGGGGGUGUCAUGAUUUAAAAUGUAGGAUAUGGGCUUUUGCUUCCCCUCUGCCUUUGUGGUAGCUUUGGAGGCAUGUAAGAAAGACAGGAUUUUAUUUUGUUUCGCCUACUGUAAAAUGUGAAUAAUACAGAAGCAAAAUUGCUUUGUAACUGUUGAUGUCUCAGGAAUAAUUUGUAAUGUCUCUGGGGAAAUAUUGUUGCUUCUAAAGUGGUGACAGUGCUGUGACUAAGCUGUGGCUCAUGAAGGGAAGAAUCCCUUGAAGUGCAGCAUAAGCGUCUGGAUUUGGGCAGAGGAGACUGCGUGUUCAGUCAUAAAUCAACACAGACAGUUCCAGUGUUUCUGCCUGGAACCUCACUUCAUUGGCAGUUCAGUUGAUGGGAGAGGAGAGAUACAUCUUUACUUGGCAGAUCUAGGCAAAACUGAAGUUUUAAAUCACAAUCCCAGUUCAGCUAAUUCCAGGGAGGGAAGGAGAGGGUAAGAACAGAGUUUUAGGGGCUCCUAACAGGUCUUGUUCUCAUUGUAGUAUUUUUGAAGAUAUUUGAAACUUGGGAGUUAACUUUAGUAUGUUACUUUUUCCCUUCUAAUGGUUUAACUAGUAAAAUGCCAUUAAUAGGACACUUUUUUCACAAUUAAAAAAAUACUUCUUUAUCAGAGAAUUCCAUGAGAUUUUCACAAAUCGGAUGCUGCUCGUAAAAAACUGAUUCAUCUGAAGUCUGUUCUAUAUAAACAUAGCUGAAGAAAGGAGUGUUCCAGAGGGAAGGAUUGAUCUGUAGUCUGAGUGAAGAGAUUUCUCUUGUACUAUAGGAUUCCUCAUGUAUUUGGAUAAACUCUUCUGAUCUUUGCUGCAGUUUUCCCCAAUUUAUAAAAUUGAGCCAGUACACUCAUACCUUGCAGAUAGUUCUGAGAAAAUAAUGAGUGUCAAUAAGAAACAAAUAACAUUCCAUUUCCCUAAAACUUAGAAAAUUGGUUCAGUCGUGGCAAUUUUCUCUCCCGUGCCUUCUGGAUUGUACCUCCUAUCCUUGUCUAUGAAUAAAGCUGCAUUUUAUAAUAGAAGAAGAGAAAGCUAUUAGAGAAAUCCUUUUUUGCUUUCUUCUGCAGAGUUUAUCCCCCUAGCACAGUAUAGUUCUCAGUCUCCUUUUAACGCAGCCAAACUUGAAGAGAAGACUAAGACGUAAUAAUGCUAGGCACUUAAAAUGUUUGUAGCAGAAUUUUAUUACUUGAAAAAUUUCCAUCCAGUAGCUGAAAGAAUAGAAAUAAUUGCUACCCUGUUUUGCGGUCCUUCAAAUUCAGAACCACAAUCUCCGUUAUCAGUAAAUUAGUGUUGUAUCUCUUCUAAAGAGAGGCCUCCAGUGCUAUAUAUGAUCUUUUUUUUUUUUUUUGAAAGAAACUUUGGAGUAGGUAUACAUUUUAAGCACUAUUGUGAGCUAAGUGAAUCCAUGGCAAACAUCUGAGGUAAGUAAGGCUGCAGGCUUUAGUCAAUUCAUUUUUUUGCUAACUAAAAGGAGUAGAUUUAUAUCUGGUGUAGAACAUGCUUUCCUUUAUUUUUUCUGCCAUUUUCUUAAGACUUCAUAUCAAAAUACUAUACAGAUGUAAUCAACGGAAUGAAAAUUAUUAAUUAAAAUUCAUUUAUUGAGUCUGUCUUUUGGAUUUAUGUAGGAUUAGGCCAGCAGACAAAUAGAGGGAUAUCUCUGAGGGAAUAGAGGAGGGGUAGGCAACCUUGGCUCUUUUAUAACUCGUGGACUGGCUCAGGAAUUCUGGGAAUUGAAGUCCACCAGUCAUAAAAGAGCCAAGGUUACCUACCCCUAGUAUAGUACUAUAGUAGAAGAAACUGGUUGAAAUUCUGGGAGUUGAAGUCCACGAGUCAUAAAAGAGCCAAGGUUGCCUACCCCUGGAAUAGAAAAAGUGGAAGGUGAUUGUGAUAGAAGCUCCUUUUUAAGAUCUUGUACAAUGCAGCACGUGAAAAAAAGGGAUGAGACUUCAGUCGCAACUGCUAUCUUGACCAGUGUUAUCUGGCUGGGAAAUUCUGGGAAUUGAAAUCCACAUAUCUUCUAAUUGCCAAGGUUGAGAAACAUAGAACUUGACCUUUGGCAAAACUAGCCAUAUUCUACCAGUAGUUGUGCAUGUGCUAGUUGAAAGAUCAAAUAAGGAUGUCUAGUCUUAAGGAAGUUGAGCUUUGCAAAUAGCUUUUGCAGGUGGAAGGAUUUUAUGUGACAUUUGCACAAAAGGAUUUCGGCAAUCAGUGGCAGAAGUUUUGUACUAGGAGAUAGACAUCUUAAGAUGUCAUAUUUUCUUUAUGAAAAACUAAUAAUGAUAAGUUGGAGCAGCUUGUCUAUGCUGGAGCCUCUCAACUUUCCAGAUAGUAAUCUGAAAGCCUGAAUGACCAGAAAAACUAUUUACAUCAGUAUCUUAUUUAAAAAACAAAACAAAACAGCAAGGAUCCAUCUAGAUAAUGUGUAGUAAUGGUGAACCACAUCCACUGAACCACAAGUCAGCCUCGUACUAAGUACAUAUUUAAAAACAUUUUACUGGAAGUACUGGGAUUCCAUGCAUUGGGUUGAACACUUGUGCAAAAAUGUAGCAACUCACAUAUGCUGAAGAAUGAGUAAAUGCAGCACAUACAUAUGGUAGAAAAUAACACAAGACUGAAUUGUAAUAGGUUGUUUGCAGUCCUUUGCUAAUUCGGUUUCCAAAGUCUAGACUUGCUUGGCAAGAAAAUCAAGCAAGGGGUUCAGUUUUUAUUUAUUUCCAUCCCCUCAGAUUAUGUGAAACCAUUGAAUAUUUGAUUGAUGUUUUAUUUCUUUAUUAUUGUGCUUAACAAUGCAAUUAAUUCCACAUAACUGUUCUUUGUGGCAAAAAAAAUAAAUCAGAAUUCUGAUCUUCCAUCCUGUUAGCUACAGCAUUCCGAAUUGGUAUGUUGAUUUAAAAAAAAAAACCUUUUGCAGUUCAAUUGUUUAGACCAAUGUUUGAUGCUGGCUAGGAAAUUUGAGGAGUUUAGGUCCAUCCAUCUAAAAGUUGCUGAGGUUGACAAAUCAUGGUCUAGACUGCUUUUGAUAUCCUGGUUAUUUGCUGGUUUUCAAAAAAAAAAGAAUGGAGGAUAGACAGUUGGACUGAAAUAUUUUAGGUAUAGUAGGAACAGUAGAUUUAAAAUAUUUUAAACACUUGCUAUGGCUCAUCAUUACUGUCAGGAAUGUCUGUUACAAGAACUUUUGUACAGAGAACUAAUAAAGGAUGUUUAUAGGGGCCUUGGAAAAUCUCCAGUGUUAUGGCUAAAAUAUUAUCUAUUUUGACUCCCGAGAUGCCAUUUGGAACAGAUCCAUGGUAAGUUGCCCUUGCUUUCACCAAAGAUAAUGUGCUCAAUGCAUCAAUGAGGAUUUUUAGGGCCCAACUUAAGAGCUCACAAUUCUGCCACCGUCUCUGGCAUUUGUUUACUGGUGUUCCAGUCUUUCAGCCAGGAGGCUACAUUUUUUUUUCUGUAAUAAGGCUGAGCAAAAAAUGAAUCGGGAUCUACUAGAAGAUGGGCAAGGAUUUUUGACUAGGUAUUGAACAAUAACAAGACCCUUUACCUCUAAGAAAAAGCAUGCUUGUGUAGAUAAUUUGUGUGAGACUACUUGUCUGAAAAAAACAAACAUUCUUUUAAUUCUCUGUACUUGUCUGCCUGAGUGAUUGGUUUUGGCCUGGCUCUAGGUCAGGAGUCUUCAAAAUUGCCAACUCUAAGACUUGUGGACUUCAACUCCUAGAAUUCCUCAGGCAGCCCUCAAUUCUGGGAGUUGAAGUCUACAAGUGUUAAAAGUUAGGUUUGAAGACCCCUGCUCUAGGUGAAUCUUGAUAGUUGUGGCUGAGAGACUGAAUAGAUAGAUAUUUUGCAAGUUAGUGACCUGCUUGCAGCUAUCUUCAUCAUGGAAGAAGCACCUGGAAUGCUGAUUUCCACAUCAAACUUUGUCCUAGAUCAGUGUUUCUCAACCUUGACAAUUUUAAGGCAUGUGGACUUCAACAUUGCUGGCUGGAAUUCUGGGAGUUGAAGUCCACAUGCCUUAAAAUUGUCAAGGUUGAGAAACACUGUCCUAGAUCUCUAGUAUUUAGUCCAUGUCCCCCUCAAUUGUCUGCUCUUCACCACCCUUAUGGUUCCCAUCUGUAUAUUUGCAACUCAACUGGUGCUUUCCCACCAUUCAUGGGUCUCUCCUUGAUAUUUCAUUAAUUGGGCAGUUAAGUUUUGUUGCAUUGAGUUCUCAGUAGACCUAAGGACUGUGUUAAAGCUUUCUGUAUUAGUUCUGAACUUAGUACCAAACACCAUUUCAGUCUUGUCUCCCGUCCCAUUUUUCUCCUAAUCUUAUCUCACCAAAUAGAUUUUGCGGAUGGAUGUAAAAGUGAGAUUUAUCCCUGCAUUUGUCUUUCAGUGUAAUCUUUCAGUUAAUUUUCACAGUGGUGAGGAGUCCAUGAAGGACGUUUUGAUAGGCAUGUCUCUCUGAAGGCUAUUGUUUCCACUUGUGGCUAAGGAAUUAGAGUUCAAAGAACAGGUAACAAUAAAUUCUAAUGCAGAUGUUGCAUGGUGAUAGAUUGUGUGAACACGUUGACUCUCACCCUGCAAUUUCACUGGGAUGUGGCAGGUUGGAAGAUUUGCGUUUGCUGAUCACCUGCAAAACUAGGUAACUCUUGGAACAUGAAAGAGAAUUCUACUGUGGAGAGAGGAUGAAUGCAAAAAUAAUAUAUAUGCAUAUGGGUGAAUAUAUACAUCCCAAUAUAUAUAUAGAUAUAUGUUUGUGUGUGUAAAUUACUUUUAGAAAAAAUAACAUUAGGGAAAAUGCUUUAGGUUGAUUAUGAGAUAUUAUCUGGCUUAGCUGAUGAUGUUUCAUACACUUGACUUUACAAGCAUCAACAAUAAUUCAUCUAAUGUGGAAAUCCAUGUUAUAAGGACCAGUUGUUUAUAAAAUGGUUGUAAAUCAAACAAGAUGUGGGAAAAUCAAUCGGCACCUUCAUCCCUGUUUAUCUGAGGAACACAAAACUACCUUGCUCCCCCUCCAUCUUCCUUCUGUUGCCUAAUUCACUGCAUGAGGAUGGCAAACCAGUGUGCCUUUCUUUGCCUUAAGUGGGUGAAGUUCUCCUUCAGACAUUACAUGGCAGCUUGUUUUCUAUCUUAUUUGUUAGCGCUGAAGUAAGAGUAGAGGCUGCUGCCAAAAAAGUUACUGAAUGUUCUUAAUAUAUUUUAAAAACUAGUAUCUUCCCCUGUUCCUUUUUUUUUUUUUUUUUUUUUGGCUAUCAUCCAUGUUUAACUGAACCCCAGGAUUCUUGUUUUUACCAUCAAUGGUUGUCUGAAAAAUCCUUGGGUACUUCUGUACUUAUCUGAUUUUUAUUGAAACAGGUGUUCAGGAAAACACUCUCGCCAAUGGUUGCUGUUACAGUGAGAUCAAUAAAGACCUUGAUUAUAUCAAA
Molecule: messenger RNA, 8750 nt
Organism: Crotalus tigris (Tiger rattlesnake)
Lineage: Eukaryota; Metazoa; Chordata; Lepidosauria; Squamata; Viperidae
Gene: EIF4EBP2
Product: eukaryotic translation initiation factor 4E binding protein 2
Exons: 3
Coding region: 322-669 (115 amino acids)
Biological process (GO): negative regulation of translational initiation
Cellular component (GO): cytoplasm
Molecular function (GO): eukaryotic initiation factor 4E binding
Source: RefSeq, a predicted model, not a curated record